GCUCCGCCCUUUCCAACGUGGUCUGCACAGCUUCCUGCCCCCCAGCAUUCGUGGCUGCACCAUGAUGCUGACUGCCCACCUCUCCUACUUUCUGGCCCUGUGGACAGCAGGCCAAGCCCUCAGUGGCUCCCUCCUCACCAAGGAUGCAGGUCCCCGCCCACUGGAGCUGACAGAAGUCUUCAAGCUGUUCCAGAUCAAGUACAACCGGAGCUACUCAAAUGGUCUAGAGUAUGCUCGCCGUCUGGACAUCUUUGCACACAACCUGGCCCAGGCUCAACGGCUGCAGGAGGAAGACUUGGGCACGGCAGAGUUUGGGGAGACUCCAUUCAGUGACCUCACAGAGGAGGAGUUUGGCCAGCUAUACGGGCAUCAGAGGGUACCUGAAAGGAUCCCCAACAUAGUCAAAAAGGCAGGAUCUGAAAAGUGGGGGGAACCCAUGCCCUCUACCUGUGACUGGCGUAAGGCAGCAAGCAUCAUCUCAUCGAUCAAGGACCAGAAAAACUGCAAUUGCUGCUGGGCCAUAGCAGCAGCGGAUAACAUCGAGGCCCUGUGGCGCAUCAAACACCGCCAGUCUGUGGAAGUCUCCGUGCAGGAGCUGCUGGACUGUGACCGCUGUGGAAAUGGCUGCCACGGUGGCUUUGUGUGGGAUGCAUAUAUGACUGUCCUCAACAACAGUGGCCUGGCCAGCGAAAAGGAUUACCCAUUCCAGGGGCACCCCAACCCCAAAGGGUGCCUAGCCAAGAAGUACAAGAAGGUGGCCUGGAUCCAAGAUUUCAUCAUGUUGUCCAGUAACGAGCAGGUAAUUGCAGGCUACCUGGCUACCCAUGGCCCCAUCACUGUGACCAUCAACAUGAAGCUGCUACAGGGCUACCGGAAGGGUGUGAUCAAGGCCACACACACUACCUGUGACCCCCAGCAUGUGGACCACUCAGUCCUGCUGGUGGGCUUUGGCAAGGGCAAGGAGAAGAAAGGCAUACGGUCAGGGACGCUCUUGUCCCAGGCUCGCAAGCCUCGCCGCUCUGUGCCGUACUGGAUCCUGAAGAACUCCUGGGCCGAAUGGGGCGAGAAGGGCUACUUCAGACUAUACCGGGGAAACAACAGCUGUGGCAUCACCAAGUACCCGUUCACAGCUCGUGUAGACCAUCCGGGGAAGAAGCAACCAAUCUCUUGCCCACCUUGAGGCCAGCAGCCACCCCUCAGCCUCUCCCACAGGCCCACUACCCUCCUUGUCAGCCCUACCCCAAGUUCUUCCUGGCUUCCUCAUCUUCUCUGUAAGGCUUCAUAAACCAAGACAUGAUCCCUG
This is a messenger RNA of Peromyscus leucopus (white-footed mouse), 1303 nucleotides long. It is a transcript of the gene Ctsw, whose product is annotated as cathepsin W. Gene Ontology annotation, molecular function: cysteine-type endopeptidase activity. NCBI's taxonomy places the organism in Eukaryota, Metazoa, Chordata, Mammalia, Rodentia, Cricetidae. Gene Ontology annotation, cellular component: lysosome. The record is from RefSeq and is a predicted model, not a curated record.